AUGAAAGUGACCGUGUGCUUCGGGAGGACCCGCGUCGUCGUGCCCUGCGGAGACGGCCGCAUGAAAGUGUCCAGCCUCAUCCAGCAGGCGGUGACCCGCUACCGCAAGGCCAUCGCCAAGGAUCCAAGCUACUGGAUACAGGUGCAUCGACUGGAACAUGGAGAUGGAGGAAUACUGGAUCUUGAUGACAUCCUCUGUGACGUAGCAGAUGAUAAAGACAGACUGGUAGCAGUGUUUGAUGAACAGGAUCCACAUCAUGGAGGUGAUGGCACCAGUGCUAGCUCCACAGGCACCCAGAGUCCAGAGAUAUUUGGCAGUGAGCUUGGCUCCAACAAUGUUUCAGCCUUUCAGCCUUAUCAAGCAACAAGUGAAAUUGAGGUCACACCUUCAGUCCUUCGUGCAAAUAUGCCUCUUCAUGUCCGACGAAGCAGUGACCCAGCUUUAACUGGCCUCUCAGCUUCUGUCAGUGAUAGUAAUUUUUCCUCUGAAGAGCCUUCACGAAAAAACCCCACACGCUGGUCAACAACUGCUGGCUUCCUUAAGCCAAACACUGCUGGUAGCCCUAAAACCUGUGACAGGAAGAAAGAUGAAAAUUACAGAAGCCUUCCACGAGAUACAAGUCACUGGUCUAACCAAUUUCAGCGAGAUAAUGCUCGCUCAUCUCUGAGUGCUAGUCACCCCAUGGUGGACAAAUGGCUGGAGAAGCAAGAACAGGAUGAGGAUGGGAUAGAAGACAACAGUCGUGUUGAACCUGUUGGACAUGCGGACAGUGGUUUGGAGAACAUACCCAACUUUUCUCUGGAUGAUAUGGUAAAGCUCGUACACGUCCCCAACGAUGGAGGGCCUCUGGGAAUCCAUGUAGUGCCUUUCAGUGCUCGAGGCGGCAGAACCCUCGGGUUAUUAGUAAAACGACUGGAGAAAGGUGGUAAAGCUGAACAAGAAAACCUUUUUCAUGAGAAUGAUUGCAUUAUCAGGAUUAAUAAUGGUGACCUUCGAAACAGAAGAUUUGAACAAGCACAGCAUAUGUUUCGACAGGCCAUGCGAACACCCAUCAUUUGGUUCCAUGUGGUUCCUGCAGCAAAUAAAGAGCAGUAUGAACAACUCUCCCAAAGUGAAAAGAACAAUGACUAUUCAGGCCGCUUCAGCCCUGACAGCCAGUAUAUUGAUAAUAGGAGUGUGAACAGUGCCGGGCUUCAGGCACCGCAGAGAGCACCCCGAUCGACCCACCAGGCGGAGCAGAUGGACUCACACUCACGACUACCUCAGAGUACACAGCCCGUGGGAAAGCCACCGGCAGCUCCAGCCCCAGCAUCACAAAGUGUAUUUGGAACAAGUGUAAGCAGUGGUUAUAACACCAAAAAAAUAGGCAAGAGACUGACUAUCCAGCUUAAGAAAGGUUCAGAAGGUUUGGGAUUCAGCAUCACUUCCAGAGAUGUAACAAUAGGUGGCUCAGCUCCCAUUUAUGUGAAAAACAUCCUCCCCAGGGGGGCUGCCAUCCAAGAUGGGAGGCUGAAGGCAGGAGACCGCCUGGUGGAGGUCAAUGGAGUAGAUUUAGCAGGCAGAUCCCAAGAGGAAGUUGUUUCCCUGUUGAGAAGCACCAAGAUGGAAGGGACAGUGAGCCUUCUGGUCUUUCGCCAAGAAGAUGCCUUCCACCCACGGGAACUGAAUGCAGAGCCAAGCCGGAUGCAGAUUCCAAAAGAAAUGAAAGCAGACGAAGAGGAUGUUGUUCUCACACCAGAUGGCACCAGGGAAUUUUUGACAUUUGAAGUUCCACUUAAUGAUUCGGGAUCUGCAGGUCUUGGUGUCAGUGUCAAAGGUAACCGGUCAAAAGAGAACCAUGCGGAUUUGGGAAUCUUUGUCAAGUCCAUUAUUAAUGGAGGAGCAGCGUCCAAAGAUGGAAGACUUCGGGUGAAUGAUCAGCUGAUAGCAGUGAAUGGAGAAUCCCUGUUGGGCAAGACAAACCAAGAUGCCAUGGAAACCCUCAGAAGGUCCAUGUCCACUGAAGGGAACAAGCGAGGAAUGAUCCAGCUCAUUGUUGCAAGGCGAAUAAGCAAGUGCAGUGAGCUGAAGUCACUGGGGAGCCCCUUGGCACCUGAGCUGCCCAUUGAAACUGUGUUGGAUGAUAGAGAACGAAGAAUUUCCCAUUCCCUCUACAGUGGGAUUGAGAGGCUCGAUGAAUCCCCCACAAGAAAUGCUGCACUCAGUAGGAUAAUGGGUAAAUACCAGCUGUCCCCCACAGUGAAUAUGCCCCAAGAUGAUACUGUCAUUAUAGAAGAUGACCGGGUGCCAGUGCUUCCUCCUCAUCUCUCCGACCAGUCAUCUUCAAGCUCUCAUGAUGACGUGGGCUUCGUGACAACAGACACUGGCCCCUGGGCUAAGGCUGGAAUCAGUGAUUCAGCAGACUGCUCUUUGAGUCCAGAUGUUGAUCCAGUUCUUGCUUUUCAACGAGAAGGAUUUGGACGCCAGAGUAUGUCAGAAAAACGCACAAAGCAAUUUUCAGAUGCCAGUCAAUUGGAUAUCGUUAAAACACGAAAAUCAAAAAGCAUGGAUUUAGGUAUAGCUGACGAGACUAAACUCAAUACAGUGGAUGACCAGAAAGCAGGUUCCCCCAGCAGAGAUGUGGGGCCUUCCUUGGGUCUGAAGAAGUCAAGCUCAUUAGAAAGUCUGCAGACAGCAGUUGCUGAGGUGACUUUGAAUGGAGAUAUCCCUUUCCAUCGCCCACGACCUCGGAUAAUCAGAGGAAGGGGGUGCAAUGAGAGCUUCAGAGCUGCCAUUGACAAGUCUUACGAUAAACCCAUGGUGGAUGAUGAUGAUGAAGGCAUGGAGACAUUGGAAGAAGAUACAGAAGAAAGCUCAAGAUCAGGGAGAGAGUCUGUGUCCACAGCCAGUGACCAGCCUUCAUAUUCUCUGGAAAGACAAAUGAAUGGAAACCAAGAAAAAGGAGAUAAGAUUAAUAGGAGAAAGGAUAAAACAGGAAAAGAGAAGAAAAAAGAUAGAGAUAAAGAAAAGGAUAAAAUGAAAGCCAAGAAGGGAAUGCUGAAAGGUCUAGGAGACAUGUUCAGGUUUGGCAAACAUCGAAAAGAUGACAAGAUUGAGAAAACAAGUAAGAUAAAAAUACAGGACUCCCUUACUUCAGAAGAGGAGAGAAUACGAAUGAAGCAGGAGCAGGAGAGGAUUCAAGCCAAAACUCGAGAAUUUAGAGAACGACAAGCUCGGGAACGUGACUAUGCUGAAAUCCAAGAUUUUCAUCGGACAUUUGGCUGUGAUGAUGAGUUGAUGUAUGGGGGAAUUUCUUCUUAUGAGGGUUCCCUGGCUCUCAAUGCCAGACCCCAAAGCCCAAGAGAAGGACAUAUGAUGGAUGCUUUGUAUGCCCAAGUAAAGAAGUCGCGGAAUUCCAAAUCUUCACCUGCAGACAGCAACAGGUCAUCUACUAACAACCAUGAUCGGAUACAGCGUCUGCGGCAGGAGUUCCAGCAAGCAAAGCAGGAUGAAGAUGUAGAAGAUCGGCGACGCACUUACAGCUUCGAACAACCCUGGCCCAGCUCCCGCCCUCCGGCGCAGAGCGGCAGGCACUCGGUGUCCGUGGAGGUGCAGAUGCAGCGCCAGCGGCAGGAGGAACGUGAGAGCUUCCAGCAGGCCCAGCGCCAGUACAGCUCUCUGCCUAGGCAAAGCAGGAAAAAUGCCAGCUCUGUCUCCCAGGAUUCCUGGGAGCAGAACUACUCACCUGGGGAUGGCUUCCAGAGUGCCAAGGAAAGCCUCAGGUACUCCAGCUACCAAGGCUCCAGAAACGGCUACCUGGGCGGGCACGGUUUCAAUGCCAGGGUGAUGCUGGAGACCCAGGAGCUCCUUCGCCAGGAACAGAGGCGGAAAGAGCAGCAGAUGAAGAAACAGCCUGCCCCCGAGGGGCUCAACAGCUAUGACUCGUAUAAGAAAGUCCAGGACCCCAGUUAUACUCCCCCUAAGGGGCCCUUCCGGCAGGAUGUGCCCCCAUCCCCAUCUCAGGUCGCUAGGCUGAGCAGACUCCAGACUCCUGAAAAAGGAAGACCCUUCUAUUCCUGA
This is a messenger RNA of Pipistrellus nathusii (Nathusius's pipistrelle), 4059 nucleotides long. Lineage: Eukaryota; Metazoa; Chordata; Mammalia; Chiroptera; Vespertilionidae. The record is from the annotation of a GenBank genome assembly.